This is a messenger RNA of Osmia lignaria (orchard mason bee), 1070 nucleotides long. RefSeq names its product SAYSVFN motif domain containing 1 (gene Saysd1). NCBI's taxonomy places the organism in Eukaryota, Metazoa, Arthropoda, Insecta, Hymenoptera, Megachilidae. The record is from RefSeq and is a predicted model, not a curated record.
ACAUAUGUACCGUAAUAAAGAAAGAAGUCAAUGUCCGCAUCUAUUAUGGAUGGGGUUGGUAUAAAAGAUAAGAUAGACGCCUACAGACGUCAAAAACGCAAAGAAAAAAUGACGGAAUCUAUUAAAAAUGCUAUACAUAAUGUCUUACCGUGGAAUAGAAAUAAAACAGCUACGGAAUCUCCACUGUUACCGCCCACAAACGACUCAGAGGAUGUCCAGGAUAUGGAAAGCACCUGUUCAGAUGACAGUACAGACCAAUCGCAAUGUUCAGUGUUAACAACAGUAACAUAUCUACUUUACUUCCUUCUGUGGGCCACUUUAUACAUAAUUGCAAUUGAAUUUGAAUUUGGAGCGGUUUAUUUUGUUUUAUCAACAUUGGUAUUUAUUUGGUUGAAUACUGGUUCCAAGCCAAAGAAACCUGGUGAACUUAGCGCAUAUUCUGUGUUUAAUCCAGACUGUAAAGCUAUUGAAGGAACUCUUGAUGCUUCACAAUUUGAAAGGGAAAUACGAUAUGGUAUAGGAAGCAUGCAUUAAUAUAAAGCUUUUAAAUUCAUCUUAUUUAUCACAGGUAGAAGUAAUACAUGUUUUGUACUUAUUUUUAUGUACAUAAACGUGCAGUGCAUUUUAUAAUAAUAUCUGAAUGAAACAUAGGAACUCCUGAACAUAAAUUUGGAUUUAGUAUGUGGUAAAAGUGUUAAAAAGAGUGCAAUAAAUUUCAGUGGUAACUAAUUAGUGUUACCACAGUCAUUAAAAAAUAUAUUAUACCUAAAUUGUUUGUACUUUUGCAUUUUUCCUAUCGAUCUUGUAAUAGUUGAAUGGCAAUUUCAUAACACUUUACCAUCUCAUUAAGAUACAUUGAAAUUAUGUUAAAAGGCUCGUGACUUAGUCUAAGGAAUUCUGACCAAUUAGUUCUUGAUUGAAGUUUAUUAUCAGGACAUAGAAGGGCUCUAUCUAAGUCCAUUAAGAAAUCAUUCAGUAUUCUGAUCUCAAGUGUGCUGGAAAAUAAUAAGAGACCUUUUGUAUUUUUGAAAUGUUAAAAUAUAUAACUAUGUAGUAAUUUAUAAAAAUUA